This is a messenger RNA of Trichosurus vulpecula (common brushtail), 6070 nucleotides long. RefSeq names its product transmembrane 9 superfamily member 3 (gene TM9SF3). The transcript has 15 exons. The record is from RefSeq and is a predicted model, not a curated record. Gene Ontology annotation, cellular component: membrane. Bases 80 to 1846 code for a protein of 588 amino acids. Gene Ontology annotation, biological process: protein localization to membrane. Lineage: Eukaryota; Metazoa; Chordata; Mammalia; Diprotodontia; Phalangeridae.
CGGCGGCGGCGGCGGCAGCGGCAGCGGAGGAGCCUCGGGCGGAGGGCCGGCCGGCGCCGGACGGGGGGGAGUGCGCACCAUGGAGCCGCGGCGGGGGGUGACCCGCGCGGCGGUGGCGGCGGCGCUGCUGCUGCUGCUGCUGCCGCCUCGGGGCCGGGCGGACGAGCACGACCACACGUACCAAGAUAAAGAAGAAGUUGUUUUAUGGAUGAAUACUGUAGGACCGUACCACAAUCGCCAAGAAACAUAUAAAUAUUUCUCACUUCCUUUCUGUGUGGGAUCGAAAAAAAGCAUCAGCCAUUACCAUGAAACACUGGGAGAAGCGCUUCAAGGAGUUGAGUUGGAGUUUAGUGGUCUAGAUAUAAAAUUCAAAGCAGAUGAUGUGCAGACCAACUACUGUGAAAUUGACUUAGACAAGGCAAAGAGAGAUGCUUUUGUAUAUGCUAUCAAGAAUCACUACUGGUACCAGAUGUACAUCGAUGAUUUACCAAUAUGGGGUAUUGUUGGUGAAGCAGAUGAAGAUGCUGAAGAUUACUAUCUUUGGACCUACAAAAGGCUGGAAAUAGGUUUCAAUGGAAAUCGAAUUGUGGAUGUUAACUUAACUAGUGAAGGAAAGGUGAAACUGAUAGCAAAUACCAAAAUCUCAAUGUCAUACUCAGUGAAAUGGAAAAAAUCAGAUAUAAAAUUUGAAGAUCGAUUUGACAAAUAUCUUGAUCCAUCCUUUUUUCAACACAGGAUUCACUGGUUUUCAAUUUUCAAUUCUUUCAUGAUGGUUAUCUUCUUGGUGGGCUUAGUUUCUAUGAUUUUAAUGAGAACUUUAAGAAAAGAUUAUGCACGAUACAGUAAAGAGGAAGAAAUGGAUGAUAUGGACAGAGACCUAGGAGAUGAGUAUGGCUGGAAACAGGUACAUGGAGAUGUAUUUAGACCAUCGAGUCACCCUCUGAUAUUUUCCUCCCUUAUUGGUUCUGGAUGCCAGAUAUUUGCAGUAUCUUUCAUUGUCAUUAUUGUUGCAAUGAUAGAGGAUUUAUACACAGAGAGGGGAUCAAUGCUCAGUACAGCUAUAUUUGUUUAUGCUGCUACAUCCCCAGUGAAUGGCUACUUUGGAGGAAGCCUUUAUGCUAGACAAGGAGGAAGGAGAUGGAUAAAGCAGAUGUUUGUUGGGGCAUUCCUUGUUCCUGCAAUGGUGUGUGGCACUGCCUUCUUCAUUAAUUUUAUAGCCAUAUAUUACCAUGCUUCAAGAGCUAUUCCAUUUGGAACAAUGGUUGCUGUUUGUUGCAUCUGUUUUUUUGUUAUUCUUCCCUUGAAUCUUGUUGGUACAAUUCUAGGCCGAAAUCUGUCAGGUCAGCCCAACUUUCCUUGUCGUGUCAAUGCUGUGCCUCGUCCUAUCCCGGAGAAAAAAUGGUUCAUGGAACCAGCAGUUAUUGUCUGUCUUGGAGGAAUUUUGCCUUUUGGCUCCAUUUUCAUUGAAAUGUACUUCAUUUUCACAUCUUUCUGGGCAUAUAAGAUCUACUAUGUCUAUGGCUUCAUGAUGCUGGUGCUUGUCAUCCUUUGCAUUGUGACUGUUUGUGUAACCAUUGUAUGCACAUACUUCUUGCUAAAUGCAGAGGAUUAUAGGUGGCAAUGGACAAGCUUUCUUUCUGCUGCAUCAACUGCAAUCUAUGUUUACAUGUAUUCCUUUUACUACUAUUUUUUCAAAACAAAGAUGUAUGGCUUGUUUCAAACAGCAUUUUACUUUGGUUAUAUGGCGGUAUUUAGCACAGCUUUGGGGAUAAUGUGUGGAGCAAUUGGUUACAUGGGAACAAGUGCCUUUGUCCGAAAAAUCUAUACUAAUGUGAAAAUUGACUAGAGAAACAAGAAAACUGGGAACUCUGGAUCAGUUACUGUUUCAUAGGGGUGGAACUUGCACAACAUAAAGCGCAAGAAGAUAAUUGGGCUUUAACACUGGGUACUUUGUGGGUCUCUGUUUCAUGGAUGGCUUAAAGUAACAUCUAUUUUCAUUGAUCCUAGGUUCUUACUGACUGCUUUCUCCAACUGUUCACAGCAAAUGCUUGGAUUGUAUGCUAUAGGCAUUACUACAGUACAUGGCUAAUCUUCCCAAAAACUAGCUCAUUAAAGAUGAAUAGACUAGCUCUCUUCAGUGAAGAGGACAAACAGUUUAUUUAAAGCAUUUGUUCCAUUUAAAUAAAAAGUGGGAAACUUGGCUGCUAAAAUUACAUGAAUAGAAAUCUUUCUGGAAUUUGGAUAUUGAAAAAAAUAAUGUUCCAGAAGAUUACUUUUCCCUUAUUUUUGCUGCCAUUGUCAGGAUAGUGGGAUGUUUUUAUAUUUUGGAUCUGGGCUCUAUAUUUUUUUUCCAGUUCAUUUGCCGUAUCAACUAUACCUACAUUCAUUUGUCUGAGAGAAUUAAAAAGUAUAUAUAUUAAAGCCUGCAUGUAAUAUAUCUGCUGUUGUUCUAUUUGGACCAAUUUCCCAUUUAUUUAUCUUUAAACUAAAUAUCCAAUUACACCUUAAUUCCAUCCAAAGAAGAUACAGUCUGAAGACAGAGGUGUAUUCUCUACAAUGCAAUUUACUGUACAGUUAGAAAGCAAAAAGAGAAUAUUUGUUUUUAUCAAACAUUUUGAGUUCUACAAAACAUUUUAAUUGAAUGUCUAAAGUGAUUAUCUUCCCUGCCCACCUUCUCCCCUUUUAGUCUUAUAUCUUUUGUUUGGGUUUGAAUGAAGGCUUUACUUAAGACAUUAUAAGAAAAAAAUGGGAGGGAGGGGGAGAGGGUAAUAAAUGUAUAUAACAUUAAAUAAUGUAACUUAGUUGUAGAUCCCAAAUGCAUUUGGAUGUACAGAUUUACUACAGAGUACUUUUUCUGAUGAUGAUAUGGUGUAGAAAUAUGUGAAUUUGGGUAGCUUUUUACAUCUUGCUUACCAUUGCAUGAAACAUUGGGGUUUCUUCACAGUGUGUGUGUGCGUGUGUCAUACUUAUUUUUCAGGGGAGGGUUGUUUUCUUCUCUUUCUUUCUGAGGCUUUCACCGGAGCCAAAUUUGUAAUUUAGAACAUUUAAUUUUGUUAAUCCUGUCUGGACACAUACAAUAUCUAAAGCAUUACUGCUUUAGAGUGUUCAGAAAUUAAAAUAAAAUUUCCUGACAAAAUUGUUUUGAUUGUGAAAAUAGAUGUGUUUGCAAUUUGAAAAGUCUAUUUAAACAGGCAACUAUUACUGAAUGCCAGUUUUUGUAUACAGUGUUGUUUUCAAAUCUAGGGAACCCACACUUUAGAGUCCAAGGUCCUUGCUUCCAUCUAGAUUAUCCAAUACAAUUCCAGAAUUAACGACUAUCCAUUCUUGGCUCGCUUUUGGAAGUUGGUAUGUUCAGGUUGGUAUAUUGUGGGAAAAGUAGGGGUGUGUAGUGUAAGGGCUUCUUAAAACAGGCAAAUAAACGUCACAAAUUCAUAAGUGUAGUGAUGGUCAAUUGUGCAGUCUACCUGGCCAGAGAAUAUUUGAAAUUGUUUCCUUGGCAUGGUAAAAUUGCUAACUGUAAUCUCUUAUUAGACAGCAUGACCACAUAGCACAAUAUCAUGUGUUAAUAUUUUUAAAGACACAAAACAUGUGUUUAAGCCUAAAUACUGUGUAAUAUUCAUGCAACUCAUUACAUAUCAUGGUGGUAGUAGGAUGGAGUCUCCCUAAGGUAUAUUUCUGUAAACUGACUGUAUUAUGCAUCUUUCAUGUUGUAUGUAAGGUGUGUGAGUGAUGAUUUGAAAAAAAAGAAAGUAGUGCUUUCUUUGCAUUGAAUAAGGAUUCUAUGAGAAAAUGGAAUGUUUUUAGAAGUAGAAAGUAAAUCUUAAGUCAAAUCAUAUUCAACAAGCUGAAAAAGUACACUAAAAUAUAUUCCAGAAGUAAGACAUUUUGAUUCCUCCCCUCCCUAUUCUCAACUACUUUGACAACAAAAAUCUUUAGCUACUUUUAAUUAAAAUAUAGUUGCUUAUGAUUUUAACCUCAAAUGUGUGAAUGGUACAGUACUUUUAAGAUAAAAGCACACAGUCUGGUCAGGGAUAAAUCGAAUAGCAGGUGUUUUGUCUUAAUAUUUUGAAUAUGGUUAAUAUGUCAAGAUUGAGACUAUGGAAGGAAAAUACAUUUUAAAAUUUAGUUCCUUUUUAAGUGAAGAUAGUUAUACUAAAAUCCACUUCUGUUUUUUCUUUUUUAGUCUUAAAUGAAAAAGCAGUUUUCUUAACUCUAAAUCCACUAAAGAUGAAAGAGAAUUCAUCUUGAGAAGGGCUUUUUGAUUCUUGGUGCCUCCAUAGUUAUAGGUAGAUAGGUCACUAUGUAGUUUGAAAUAAUUCACAGAUGGUUUACUUGUAUUUCUUAAUGUUGAAGUGGGAUAGUGAAUAGAAUUGGUUAUUGAAAUGGAGAUGGUUUUUGUCAUCCCCAAAAUGUUAUGUGAAUUUUCUUUCAUUUGUUAACAUUAUUUCCAUCACCAUAUUCUAAGUGCAUUAUCAAUGCAAAAAUUGCUGAAAGGGACAAACCUUGCCUUUGUUUCUGUAAGCAUGUUUCUAUUGAAACAAAUUGCAUAAUAAAGUGACAUCUCUUUGUGUAUCCUAGCAUUGGGGUAGGGUGAAAGUAGAGGGGUUUGUUUAAGGGGGGGGAUGUAAAGCCUUAUUUAUAUAUUGUAUUAGACUUUUCUGAGUAUUACCCUUUAGAGACUGAAUAACUUCAGAAUUUAUUGUAGUCUGAUGAUGUCUGAGCUGGGCUGUAUGCUCAGGUUUUCUGUGUAAUCACUUAGGAAAUGGUCGCUACAAGUUGCAGUUUGUAAUGACAGCUACUUUAGUUAGAUUUCUUUAACUUGGAACUAUAAGCAAAUUUUAUUCACUUUGAUACAGCUUUUCUUUCUUGAUUUCUUAAAACUAUUUAGUAACCAUUUGAUGCCAAAUGUGCAAGCAAAUGUUUGAAAGCGUUCUGAAUUAUAAAAAUAAAAGUGAAUAGUUUACAAAUGUAACUUGGUUGUACAGGAAAAGCUAUGCUCCAGAAGGGCUUUUUGUGUAUGAAUUUUCAAAAACAGCCUCUUUGGAGUAGAGUUCCAUCUGGAUUUAAGGACAAAUUAAUGACAUGUCUUAGUAUUUAACCCCAUUUAUUGGUUUGAACAUGUGAAAUGAGUAGUAAAAAAAAAUCAGAAUACAGAAAGUGCUUGAAAAAUUUUGUCUUCAUUCACAGCUAGAUAAUUAUGAAACUCUUUCAGCAGCUGAAAUAAAAGAGGACAGGCCCAUAAAGGUUUAUGGAAAAAUACUUAUGUUUAGGUCAUUUAGAAAUUUGGUUUACAGGUUUAUAGCUAAUAGAUACGAGCUACAGAUAAUACAGAGAUUUACAUAAUACAUUUUAGCUGCAGAAUAUUUUAAAGAUACAAUUAUGAUACAAAGGGAUGCAUCCUACAUAAGGCCGUUUUUUUUUCUCCAAGAGAUAGCUCGUUGAUUCUCCUUGAAGAUUGUAGAUGAAAUCAUACAAACCAAGAGUAGAAAAGUUAUAUGAGAAUUACUUCAGUAUUUCAGGAAAUGGAAGUGAGAAGGCUGCCUGCAUGUUUUUGUAUGGGAGGCCUGGUUAAAUUGAGUUUGGGGGGUAUUUUGCUAAGUAAUAAUUUCGUGAUAGUGCAAUAUACUGUAUCUUCCUCCUAGGAAAUCAUUUUGUGCUCUCUCUUUGGCUGGAGUAGCAUAACAUGCCUGAGGCAUGGCAGAAAUAACAUUCAAUUCUGUGUAAAGGACAAUAGUGGGUUAAUCUUCUUAAAAGCCACCUGCUGUGAAUUAGUACGCAUGGAAGGGCAGUUAUACUUGGGCUUUUUAAAAUGUUUGAAACUUGAAUUUAUAAAUCCCCAUAGGGCAAGGAUGAUCAGUGACAAAAUUGGGAGGAAACAGUUGUUGCUUGCUGAUUAUAUUCAUUUUGUACACACUCCUGCUCGGUGCAAGCCAUAAUUUGCCACCUGGCUCUUUUGAGUACUAGCAAACCAGUAUAAUGUAUCAAGUACCUCUCUGAGGUUCUGGUGUGUUGUACCUUAACUGAAGUUGGUUUUUCUAAAGUAAUAAAAAAUGUUAAACUUGUGAUUCCA